This is a messenger RNA of Gavialis gangeticus (Gharial), 4146 nucleotides long. RefSeq names its product lysine demethylase 4B (gene KDM4B). Gene Ontology annotation, biological process: chromatin remodeling. Gene Ontology annotation, cellular component: nucleus. Bases 530 to 3952 code for a protein of 1140 amino acids. The transcript has 25 exons. The record is from RefSeq and is a predicted model, not a curated record. Lineage: Eukaryota; Metazoa; Chordata; Crocodylia; Gavialidae. Gene Ontology annotation, molecular function: histone H3K9 demethylase activity.
UUCUGGCUAGAAGUGUGUUGCGUGGUAUUCUUCACCCCUCGUUGCAAAAUCCACGGAGCUUCCUGGAAUCAUUGUGCUUAAUGUAGAAGAGAAGACCUAGGGCUUUCAGCAAAAUGCUUUGAGUGUUUUGUGCUUGAAUGAGUGCAGAAUAUUGACAUGUAUAUCAGUGUUCCUGGAUUGACCAAAAAUAUAUGUAGAAGGCAGGGUAGAUUUGCCCCUAAUAGACCAAUCAAAGUAGACAUGUAUGUAUACCACAAGCUUUCAUGGGCUGAAGCUCACUGUCUCUCCCCCAAAUUUUGUGCACAAUACAUUUAUACAUGCAAAUUGUGGUUAAUGGUGGUUAGUUACUGAAUAAAUUAACUGAACCGAACUUUGUGUCCCUUUUCAUUUUGUCCUGCUUAGCCUUCACCAGGAGGCUGUCAUCUUGGUAUCUGGGAUCGUCCUGUUAUAGGCACUUAGUGGCUGUACUGCGUUACAGUACCUACUUGACCAUCCCGGUACUCACAGGUGCUGAAAACUUGCUGGAAACAUGGGGUCUGAAAACCCAAGUCCACAGAACCCAGGCUGUAAGAUCAUGACUUUUCGUCCCACCCUAGAGCAAUUUCGGGACUUUGCGAAAUACGUUGCCUAUAUUGAAUCGCAAGGAGCUCACAGGGCAGGACUUGCCAAGGUGAUUCCUCCCAAGGAGUGGAAACCCCGAAGGAGCUAUGAUGACAUAGAUGACAUGGUUAUCCCAGCACCUAUUCAGCAGGUUGUGACUGGCCAGUCAGGGCUAUUCACCCAGUAUAACAUACAGAAGAAGCCCACAACUGUAGGAGAAUACCGGCGUCUAGCCAACAGCGAGAAGUAUUGUACUCCUCGCCAUCAAGAUUUCGAAGACCUGGAACGCAAAUACUGGAAGAAUCUAACGUUUGUCUCACCAAUUUAUGGGGCAGAUAUCAGUGGCUCGCUGUACGACGCAGAUGUGGAAGAGUGGAACAUUGGUAACCUGAACACCCUGUUGGACAUGGUGGAGCAUGAGUGUGGGAUUAUCAUUGAAGGCGUAAAUACCCCCUACCUCUAUUUUGGGAUGUGGAAGACAACCUUUGCGUGGCACACUGAGGACAUGGAUCUCUAUAGCAUCAACUACCUGCAUUUUGGGGAGCCCAAAUCCUGGUAUGCCAUACCCCCGGAGCAUGGCAAGCGGCUGGAACGCCUGGCAAAAGGAUUUUUCCCAGGAAGCUCUCAGGGAUGCGAUGCCUUUCUCCGUCACAAGAUGACCCUCAUUUCACCCUCCAUCUUGAAGAAAUAUGGCAUCCCGUUUGACCGGAUCACUCAAGAAGCCGGAGAAUUUAUGAUCACAUUUCCUUAUGGCUACCACGCUGGAUUCAAUCAUGGCUUCAACUGUGCAGAAUCCACCAAUUUUGCCACACUGAGGUGGAUCGACUAUGGGAAAAUGGCUACUCAGUGCACUUGCCGCAAAGACAUGGUGAAGAUUUCCAUGGACGUCUUUGUGAGGGUUCUGCAACCAGAACGUUACGACUUGUGGAAACAAGGGAAAGAUAUCGCUGUCUUGGAUCACAUGAAACCCACGGCUCUGACCAGUCCAGAGCUAGACGCCUGGAAUGAGACAAAGUCUGAGCUGAAAUCUAAACUGCUCCGUAGGAUAGGAGAGGAAGAAGAGGACAGCAAGCACAAUUACCGGUCUCACAGGAAAAGAAGCCAACCCAGAAGGCAUAAAACAGAAGAUCAGAAGUCCCUCGGAGAAGUCAUGGCUAUCGAGACUGCCUUGGAUGAGGUGAAAGUAAAAGAGGAGCUGAAAAGAGGGCCAGACGUAGAUGAAGAGGAAAAAAGUAAAGCGACGGAAGGGGGAGAAGGAGACUGCAAGGUAAAGACCCGUCCCCCGAAAGUAAAAGGGGAGAGGAAGAAGAAGAAUCACCUCCAUCAGCACCACCAUCCUCAUCAUCACCACCACCACCACCACCACCACCUGCAGCCACCCCCGCCUCCACUGCAGCAACAGCAGCCUCCACCACCACCUCCACCUCCCCCUCCUCCACCACCACAGCAGCCUGCAGAGGAAGAGACACCACCAGCACGGCCGCUGGUCCCCGUAGCAGCAGCAGCAGCAGCCACAGCCGAGAAGAGCUUGCCCCCCGUGCCCCUCAACGUCAUCCAGCCCUCGGAAGUGCCAAACGAGGUAGAUGACUUUAAGCCCCGGCCCAUCAUUCCCAUGCUUUAUGUGGUUCCGCGGACCAAAAAGGUGGUGUUUGACAAAGAGCGCAUGUCCUGCCAGCAGGCCUUUGAGCAGUUCGCCACGCAGAAGGGCCUGGGUUGGCGGGAGCAGACUGUUCCCGGAGAGCUUCCCGUGAAGGAAGAGGAGAGUGCAGAAGCUGAAAAUGCUGAGGUUGCCACAGAGGCCAGUGAUUUACAGAACCCCGGUGCCGUCUAUAAACAGACUGCUGCUGCUUUCUCAAAGAUGAAGAUGGAGAUAAAGAAAAGUCGCCGCCAUCCACUAGGCAAACCACCAACCCGUUCCCCUCUCUCUGUGGUUAAGCAGGAGGCAUCAAGUGAUGAGGAAACAUUUCCAUUUUCUGGGGAGGAAGAUGUGAGUGACCCAGAGGCUUUGAAGUCUUUACUUUCCCUCCAAUGGAAGAAUAAAGUACAUAAUUUCCCAGCUGAGAGAAAAUUCAAUGCAGCUGCUGCCCUGAGUGAGCCAUAUUGUGCAGUCUGUACACUCUUCUAUCCAUAUAACCAGUCUUUGCAGGUGGAUAAAGAGGCUGUCCAGGUCUCUGUAGGAGAGAGCCCCUCCCUGCUCCAGCUUUCCAAGUGUGGACAGAAGACCAAGCCUCUGAUUCCUGAGAUGUGCUUUACUUCAAGUGGUGAAAACACAGAACCCCUUCCUUCAAACUCUUACAUUGGUGAAGAUGGAACCAGCCUCUUAAUAUCCUGUGCCAAGUGCUGCCUGCAGGUCCAUGCUAGCUGUUAUGGAAUACGUCCAGAUCUGGUGAAUGAAAGUUGGUCUUGUUCACGGUGCUCAGCCAAUGCAUGGGCAGCGGAUUGCUGUCUAUGUAAUCUCAGGGGUGGAGCUCUUCAGAUGACCACUGAUGGACGGUGGGUCCAUAUAAUCUGUGCUAUCGCUGUCCCAGAGGCCCGUUUUCUCAAUGUAAUAGAACGUCAUCCUGUGGACAUCAGUGCUAUUCCAGAGCAGAGGUGGAAACUGAAAUGCAUAUACUGUCGGAAGCGGAUGAAGAAGGUGUUGGGUGCUUGCAUUCAGUGCUCCUAUGAGCACUGUUCCACUUCCUUUCACGUGACCUGCGCCCAUGCUGCAGGGGUACCCAUGGAGCCGGAUGAUUGGCCCUAUGUUGUGUCCAUCACUUGCUUCAAACACAAAGCAGCCAACCAUAACAUCCAGUUUCGGAGGGAGAUAUCGUUGGGUCAGACAGUGAUCACAAAGAACCGGAACGGACUUUACUACAGGUGUAAAGUGAUUGGCAUGACAACACAGACCUUCUACGAGGUCAACUUUGAUGAUGGCUCCUACAGUGACAAUGUGUAUCCAGAAAGCAUUACAAGCAGAGACUGCAUCCAGAUGGGACCCCCUCCAGAGGGUGAGGUGGUUCAGCUACAGUGGACUGAUGGAAUUGUCUGUAAGGCCAAGUUCAUCGCAGCCCAGAUCAGUCAGAUAUAUCAGGUGGAGUUUGAAGAUGGUUCCCAGCUGAUGGUAAAGCGUGGUGAUAUUUACACCUUGGAGGAAGAGCUUCCCAAGAGAGUGAAAUCCCGCUUGUCUCUCAGCACUGGGGCUCCACAGGAAGAGAUGUUUUCAGGAGAUGAAGUGAAGGCAGCCAAGCGCCCCCGGGUCGGCAAUUCCAGGAAUCCCGAGGACUAUGGACAGAAUCCGGAUUACCUGGCCUUCAUGGAGACCCUGUUGCAGACGCAGUACCAGCCAGGAACUCAGAGCAACAUGUUUUAAUUAAAAGAAAAGAAAAAGGAAAAGAAAAAACCCUUUUCAACCUUACGGAAAAAUAAUCAGGAAACUGUGGAACAAAAGGCCAGCCCUGUGCAAUAGCCUGCUGUGAAUUCCUCUCACCUGCUCUCGGUUGGGACUACAAGAUGAUCGUGUCUGGCUACAGGCUACCUCUACUCUGCUAGACACGUUGCUGACCA